Molecule: messenger RNA, 1127 nt
Organism: Lactuca sativa (garden lettuce)
Lineage: Eukaryota; Viridiplantae; Streptophyta; Magnoliopsida; Asterales; Asteraceae
Product: putative aquaporin TIP-type RB7-5A
Biological process (GO): transmembrane transport; water transport
Cellular component (GO): plant-type vacuole membrane
Molecular function (GO): water channel activity
Source: RefSeq, a predicted model, not a curated record
CAACUAGGAACUCACAAGUUUCAGCAAGUCAUUCAUCUUACAACUAGUUAUUUAACUUUUUAAGUUCAUAGUUUCGGUCUUAGAAACCUUGAAAAUGGUGAAGUUGGCAUUUGGUGAUUUUGGUGAUUCCUUCAGUGUUGGUUCAAUUAAGUCUUAUUUGGCUGAGUUCAUUGCUACACUUCUUUUCGUUUUCGCUGGUGUUGGCUCGGCUAUCGCAUAUGGCAAGCUCACAACAGACGCACCAUUAGACCCUGCCGGACUAGUAGCUGUUGCAGUGGCUCAUGCUUUUGCAUUGUUUGUCGGAGUCUCAAUGGCAGCCAAUAUUUCCGGUGGUCAUUUGAAUCCAGCUGUCACCUUUGGAUUGGCUAUUGGCGGCAACAUCACCAUCCUGACUGGUUUAUUUUACUGGAUUGCUCAACUGCUCGGUGCCACUGCUGCUUGUUUUCUUCUCCAGUUUGUCACCGGUGGCUUGGCUGUUCCAACCCACGGGGUUGCUGAUGGAAUGAAUGGUCUACAAGGAGUAGUGUUUGAGAUCAUUAUAACAUUUGGGCUAGUCUACACUGUUUAUGCAACUGCAGCGGACCCCAAAAAAGGCUCACUUGGAACCAUCGCACCCAUUGCCAUUGGGUUCAUCGUUGGAGCUAACAUCUUGGCAGCCGGAGCAUUCAGUGGUGGUUCCAUGAACCCUGCCCGGUCCUUUGGACCUGCUGUGGUUAGUGGAGACUUCUCGCAAAUUUGGAUCUAUUGGGUUGGACCACUUAUUGGUGGUGGUCUAGCUGGACUUAUCUAUGGCGAUGUAUUCAUUGGAUCAUAUGCUGCACUCCCAGCCUCUGAAGACUAUGCUUAAGAAGUUGUAAUAGUUUUCAUUGUGAAAUUGUACUCAUGCUUUAUGUAGGUUGCAAUUGUAAUAUCCUUUUUAUUUGGCUUCCAUUUUGAGAAUUGUGGAAGGUAAAGGGUCAUUGUUGAUGAGAUAUUGUUAUAUAUCUUAUUCAUAUUUGGCCACCCCAUAAUCUCAAGUUUGUGAUUUAUUUUGCUUUGGUAAAUUCUAAGAUUGUAAUCUUGAGAUGUGAAUAAGAAGUGUUUAUGUCAAGUGAUGAAUGCAUGGAAAAACAACCUAUUUCGGUUCA